Messenger RNA from Paraphaeosphaeria sporulosa, 1498 nucleotides. Its product is annotated as putative amid-like NADH oxidoreductase. The coding region runs from base 44 to 1336 and encodes 430 amino acids. The record is from RefSeq and is a predicted model, not a curated record. Gene Ontology annotation, molecular function: electron-transferring-flavoprotein dehydrogenase activity; flavin adenine dinucleotide binding. Lineage: Eukaryota; Fungi; Ascomycota; Dothideomycetes; Pleosporales; Didymosphaeriaceae. The transcript is spliced from 3 exons. Gene Ontology annotation, cellular component: cytoplasm.
UCUCAAUUUCGACCAUCUUCCAGGAUUCAAUUUAGCAACCACUAUGAUAUCCGACUACAUCCACCUCGCGCUCACCAUCCUCGGAUUCCUUCCGAAAUUCGCUGCAACUCUCCUACUUCAACGUAUCUCAGCCCUUGCCCACAGACGCACUUACAAAGCUCUUCCGGAAGACCAAAUAAAAAAUGUAGUAGUUGUUGGGGGUUCUUUCGGUGGUUUUAAGGCAGUCCAGAGACUAGCUGCGACGCUACCAACGGGAUAUCGCGUGGUCCUGGUGGAGAAGAACUCACACCUCAACUACGUCUUUUCUUUUCCGCGAUUCAGCGUGCUGAAGGGACAUGAACAAGAUGCGUUCAUUCCAUACAGCGGUCUCUCCAAGGGCGCACCGGAAGGCAUAUUCCGCCACGUGCAGGACACGGUUACAGAAGUCACUGAACGCUUUGUAGAGCUCAAGAGUGGGGAGAAACUGCGGUACGAGUACUUAGUCAUUGCCACCGGGACGUCUUCUAGGCUUCCGAGUAAGGUGGUUUCGACGGACAGUAGAGACGCGGAGCACGAGUUAAGAGGAAUGCAGGAUGAGAUUCAGCAGGCUCGAAGGAUAGCCAUUGUGGGUGGAGGCGCAGUGGGUGUGGAACUUGCGAGCGACAUCAAAGACUUUUACCCCGAGAAGGAAGUCACGCUCGUUCAUUCGCGCGCGCAGUUGUUGAGUUCUUUCGGUCCGCGACUUCAAAACCAUGUUGCGGAAACAUUGACGGACAUGGGGAUUAUACUACGCUUGAACGCGCGACCAAAAUUUUCGUCGCAGACCAGCACGCUGCAUUUUGAGAACGGGGAAGAAGAGGCGUACGAACUCAUCAUCCCGUGCACCGGCCAGCAACCAAACUCGGGCAUCAUAUCCGCAAUGUCUCCAGCGUCUAUAUCGAAAGAAACAUCACAUAUACAAGUGAAGCCCACAAUGCAGGUUGCGGACGAUAUGUUCCCUCGCAUCUUCGCGUUCGGCGACGUCGCUGCAACGGGAGGGACGAAGAUGGCUCGCGCAGCCAUCUUCCAGUCCGAAGUCGUUCUUGAUAAUAUCCAUAAGAUGAUCAAGGGAAGCAAGGAUCUCAGUACCUACACGCCGAAUGUUGUGUUCGAAAGUGCGAUCAAGUUGACUCUGGGAAAGACUCGAGUAGCAUUAUACAUGCACAAGGAGAAUGGGCGAGAAAUACUUGUGUCUGCAAAUUUUGGAGCGGAAGAAGGGGAUGCGAAGAAGCAGUGGGCCUUCUUUGGGGCGGAUGUGAAGGAACUUGAAGAAAGGAAGGCACACGAUGAUUCGAUCGCACCCUAUUGUAAUGCUUGAUUCAUUGAUAGUACUACAAGUGGAAGGUGCUGAUCAGACGGCCUGAAGACGUUAGAUUUUUGUUCGAUAAAACCACCACCCCAUAAUACCUGAUAGCCAAGAGAAUAGUCAAGUAAUUGAUGCGAUCGGAAAGGGUGCCUAUGGCUCCUGAUGAGAUUGAAG